AUUACAGAACUUGUCGAGGUCAACUGUCAAGGUUCUGGAGCAAAGGUGAAUCUACGAAAAUCAGCGUUGAUGCCCCUCAACCGAAAAGCAAUUUGCCCAUUCGCCUCAGAAGUACGGUGUAUGAAGCCAUCCGAUACAGUUAAAUACUUGGAUAUCCCGUUCGGACAGCAAGUGACGAAAGAUCAUAUCCUCGCUGAACUCAACUCUAAAGUUUUUCGCAGUUUUGGCGUUUGGGCAAGAAGAGCAAGAACUAUUCGCGGGCGGCUCCUUCUCGUGCAUACCGUCAUCUUGUCGACCCUCUGGCAUUUUACACCGCACACCUCUGUUCCGAAAGACUACAUUCAACGCUGGCAACGAAUGAUAAACAAAUUCGUGCUUUCG
Phytophthora sojae is the source of this 381-nucleotide messenger RNA. RefSeq lists its product as hypothetical. The record is from RefSeq and is a predicted model, not a curated record. NCBI's taxonomy places the organism in Eukaryota, Oomycota, Peronosporomycetes, Peronosporales, Peronosporaceae. The annotation marks the transcript as partial. The transcript has a single exon.